AUGUAUUUGUGUAUGCAUGCCAGUGUGCCGAUAUACAUGUCAAGUGGUAUGUGUUUAGGCCGCCGUGUAAAUCUGUGCAGAAACACAUUGAAAGCUUUGGAGAACAUUGCUAGGUGGCUGUCCUGUUUGCGAAGCACAUAUUCUCGUCGACGUGACUCUGUUUUUCUUAGCUUUUCCGCCACUCUGUCUCGCAUUACCAAGGCCGCCUCAACCGAACGAACCUGCGGCAGCUCGGCGCACACCAACACUGGAACGGAUCUUCCCGCACUGCCCCGCGUGCGGCGCUCGACUUUUCGCCUUCGUGAGUUCUUUCCUUCUUUUCUGGAAUUCACUGAUUGUCGCCUUCAAUCAUUUCUCGUUUCUCGAAGAGUUCCAAGGCAUUCGGUUCGCCACAGCAUUCAAAAACUCGCGUUUCUGCGCGCUGUCUUGCAUGCACCCGCCCCAAAGCAGCACCGCUCUGCGCACGCGCCAUUUUUUCCGGUCGCCGUCAAAGACACACUUCCACUUUUUUCCAGAGGAAUUUAUCUCUCUGUCAAAAUGCCUCAAUCCAAGAAGCGAGUGAGCGCCGCCCACGAAGGCGCGGCCUCUCCCGAGGCGAAACAUCAAAAAACAAACGAGACGAACGGCGGAGCUGCACAGAACGCCCUGGAGGCGCUUCGCCUUCUCUCCGUCGUGGUGGCUGACACCGGGGAUUUUGUGGCUCUGAAAAAGUACGUUCCUCACGAUGCAACGACGAAUCCGUCUCUUCUUCUCAAGGCUGCCUCAAUGCCGCAGUAUGCGCAUCUGAUGGACGAGGCUGUCGAGGUUGCCAAGAAAGUUCAUGGAAAGUCGGCGCGCGCCUUCUUUCAGGUCGAGCCAGACGAUGAACUUGUUGAGGAAGUGAUCGACCAAUUGUUUGUUCGCUUCGGAGUAGAGAUCCUCAAAAUCGUCCCCGGCGUCGUCAGUACGGAAGUAUCUGCUGCUCUCUCCUUCGACGUACAAGCUUCGGUCGAAAAGGCCCGGAAGCUCAUUCUAAUGUACAAGGAGCACGGCAUCGAGAAGGACCGCGUCUUGAUCAAGUUGGCGACUACGUGGGAAGGCUGUGAAGCUGCCAAGAUUCUAGAAAAGGAGGGCAUUCACUGCAACAUGACUCUGCUCUUCUCCUUCGCUCAAGCGGUCGCGGCUGCCGAAGCGAAGGCGACUUUGAUUUCUCCAUUUGUCGGGCGCAUUCUCGAUUAUUACAAGAAGCUCCACCCCGAGAAAGUUGCGGAGUAUGUGGGAGCGCAAGACCCUGGAGUCCAAAGCGUUAAACGCAUCUACAAGUACUACAAGAAACACAAUUACAAGACGGUAGUCAUGGCUGCCUCGUUUCGCAACAUUGGUGAGAUCAUUGCGUUAGCUGGCUGCGACCGAGUGACGGUUUCUCCUGCUCUCCUGGAGGAGCUGAAAAACAGCGACUUGCCCGUUCGGCGGGUGUUGGGAGAGCCGACAGAGAGUGUGGAGGCGAGUGAUGCAGAAGAUGAAAAGAAGCUCGAAAUGGAUGAGAAGACGUUUCGAUGGAUGCUCAAUGAAGACGCGAUGGCGACGGAGAAACUCGCAGAGGGCAUUCGCAGCUUCAACCGGGACCUGCUGUCUUUGAAGGAAAUGAUUAGAGAAAAACUCACCACAGCGUGAACAGCGAACGCGACUCGCACCAGGCUGGACGACUCACCAGCUGCAAAGAAGAAAAGGAGAGAGCAAGGGAUGAAGAAGAAGAGAGCAAAGCCAGGAAGAGAGAAGAAGGAAAAAGGAGAAGAAGGAAGAACUGGCUGGAAGAAGGAGGGAGACAAGCAGGCCUGGGAGGAAUCUGCGGUGGACCGAGCACGAGUUGAGGCAAAAGGGAACGACAUUGUACGCAGGAUCGCUCGAGAGGUUGAGAAUACUCGGCCUAGCACCUGUCUAGACACUGGGACGAACUUGCGAGAAGAAUCGAGUUCUUCAGACAGAGAAAGGCAGAGAGAGAGAGAGAAGAGAAACCGAUGUGAGGUUGAGGGUACGUGCGACCGUCAGGGGGCUUUCUUUUGUCAGCCUUUGUGCUUCUUUUUUGAGAGAGGCACCCGCUAGAUGUUGCUAGAGCUUUCGCCGAGCCUGUCGGUAUUCGACAAAGCCGCUUUCGCCAGGAAUUCGAGAGCGACAAGGCGGUCUCUGUACGUUUUGCGCAACAUGCAGAACUGUGUUUUUUCUUUCCUCUGCCGGCUACAAGUGGGGACACCACUAGAAAACUGGAACGAAAACCGGAUGUUUCCCCCGUUCCUGCGAGUUCCGAAAAGCAAAGAUCUCGCUCGCGAGACGCGCAUGCAGACCUCUUAGUACGAGACUCCCUCAGCAACCUUCUUCAUUUCCCUCGUCUUCCAGGCUGCCAGAUACACCGGCUUGCCUCGAAUGGUAAAUCUAUCUAUUUCUAUAUCUAUCUCUAUAUAUGGAUGUACAAGAAGAUCAACACCUGCAUGGAGAGGGAGAGAACUGUCUGUGCA
Messenger RNA from Toxoplasma gondii ME49, 2492 nucleotides. Its product is annotated as transaldolase. The coding region runs from base 1 to 1653 and encodes 550 amino acids. Gene Ontology annotation, cellular component: intracellular anatomical structure; cytoplasm. The record is from RefSeq and is a predicted model, not a curated record. The transcript has 6 exons. Gene Ontology annotation, molecular function: transaldolase activity. NCBI's taxonomy places the organism in Eukaryota, Apicomplexa, Conoidasida, Eucoccidiorida, Sarcocystidae. Gene Ontology annotation, biological process: pentose-phosphate shunt; carbohydrate metabolic process; pentose-phosphate shunt, non-oxidative branch.